AUGAGAUUUCUGCUGCUUGCUGUGCUCUUGGUGAGCGCACUCUUGUCAGGGUCGGUCCAGCCUGCAGGCACGGUGAGUGCUCUGAAACUGUGUGGACGGGAGUUUGUUCGGGCAGUGGUCUACACAUGUGGAGGAUCCAGAUGGAGAAGGAUACCCAGUGAUGACAAUGCGGAAGAUUAUCAGGACCAGACUGGGCUGGACAUCCUGACGUCCAAAACAGGAAUGGACCUGACCAGACGAGACCUAAACGAUAUGCUGACCAUAGUGUGUUGCCAAGUAGGCUGCAGGAACAGUGACCUGGCCCGCUUAUGCUAA
Chanos chanos (milkfish) is the source of this 315-nucleotide messenger RNA. It is a transcript of the gene insl5b, whose product is annotated as insulin-like 5b. Lineage: Eukaryota; Metazoa; Chordata; Actinopteri; Gonorynchiformes; Chanidae. Bases 1 to 315 code for a protein of 104 amino acids. Gene Ontology annotation, molecular function: hormone activity; G protein-coupled receptor binding. Gene Ontology annotation, cellular component: extracellular region. The record is from RefSeq and is a predicted model, not a curated record. The transcript is spliced from 2 exons.